AACCAGACAAAUGUAAUUGGUUCUUGUGUAUUAGGUAAAUAMGUAAUAAAACGUGUUAUUUAUUUACAAAAUGCACGAAAAAUACUUCCAACAAGAGUCUCUUCGAGCAAUGAAAGAGCCAAACCUCGCAGGAAGCCUCUGGKUUUUGCCUUUCUUCACAGCUGGAAACAUCUGUUAAAGCACCUUCCAACAUGGACGACUCGGACCAGGACUUUGUGGAUUUAACCCGCUGCCCGAAACUGCUGAAGCGUAACCGUAAGAGAGCAGCUGAAGCAGGCAGAAAGACAAAGGAAGCAGAACGACGUCAGGCUCUGAGUCAGGCAGUCCGAGGAGACGGCAGCAACAAACUGGGAGGUGAUUCCGGGUGCCAGUUUGCAGCCACACAGCCUGCUGGUGCUGAAGCUGAGCGAGCUGUGCUCUGCACAGGAACURCAUCUGAUUCAGGAGAGACUUGUUUCAUCUCAGAGCAGAAAGCACAAACUGACAGAGACUGGAGAGCAAAAGACAAAGUACUUCUUAAGAUGCAACAUUUUAAAAGAGCCAGUCCUCAGAAGAUGGUGCACAACAUGACCGAUGAGCCAACACAGCAGGACAUGUGUACUCUGACUUAUCAGCACCAAACACAAGAAAACGAUGAAGCUCUGGCUCUUCAACUGCAGCAGCAGCUGGACAGAGAAGCAGCAGAAGCUCAGACAGCAGAUUCGGAGGAUGGAGGCCUUUUCUUCUGUCAGCUCUGUCACAGAGACUUAUCACACAUGACACCCGAAGGACACGCACAACACCUCAACAGGUGCUUAGAUGAGAGUGAAAAGAGUGGCCCAGCCCCCCCUCCAGUCUCCGCUGUCCCCGACUGUCCCAUCUGUGGCAGGAAGUUCAAGUCUCAGAGGAGCCGGCUGUCCCAUCUGAAGCACUGCUCCGCAGACAUGGGCGUCUCUCCGGCAGUGCUGAUGCAGGUUUUGCAGAGACAGGCUCAGGAGCGUCAGAGUUCUAACACACUCUUACAGUCUGGAGUUAAAAAAAGAAAAGGUCUACCGAAGUCAAGCAUUCCAGCCAGGAAGAAACCCAGAAACAAGACUGAGCCUCUGGAUGAAGAGACCAUGGUGGCCCUGGCUCUGUCCCGUUCCAUGCUGGACCAGGAGAAGGAAAAGCAGGCAGAGUGUGUGUCUUCUCACAGCUCCAUGAAUCCUGUGAAGUGGUGGUCUGACACAGCUAAGGGACGAGGAAAAAAGAAAAAGGGUGCUGUCCCCCCUCCUCUCCUGCUCAUUCAGGAUGCUAAGAUAACUCUGGUAAGGCUGCAGGAUCGAGUUUCUGCUCUUCUCCUUCGCAGCCAAGCCCCCUCUCCCCCCACCCCCACACGAUGCCCCAGCUCUCUGCCCAACUGGACAGGUGCUGCCCUCCUCUGGCAGAAAAGUGCACUGUUGGACGGAGACUCCACCUGUCAGUCUGAUUUCUAUGCUGCAGAGCUCAAACAGUUCUUCACAUCCUUGGAAACAGUUCAGACUGAUGCAGCUCCAUCCACAACCAGCGACAAACCUGAACUUUUUGAUCAGCUUGUAAGUGAUGGAACUCCAGUUUCAGGACCGGGGGCCAACGUCCCACCAUCCUGCUCCCAGACGGCCUCCUUCUCCUCUGCUUCCUCCACUCUUGGAGCUUCGCAUCUCUCAGUUGGCAGCCAAGCCCUCAGAGACCUGAUGGAGCUGGCUGAAGACGGCAUGACCCUGACACAGUAUGGAUACACUUCUAAAGAAACUGUUUUAAGUGACAUCAUCCAGGAGGUGUCGGAGGAUCAAGCUAAACUUUGUGUCAGUGGUUUCCUGCCAGAGACGCACAAACCCUCAGAUGAGCCCCCCAGAUGGAGGGAUAGGUUGACAAAUCAGGCGGAAGCAGACCCAGAAAGAAACAGCCAAGGAUCAGCUGCGCUGUCCAGUCUCUUGUCAGACUUGAGCAGCAUGGUGAACAACCCUCAGCUCAGUGAUGUGCAGCUUCAGGUGGACAGYGGAGAGGUCUACUUUGCUCAUUCCUUCAUGGUGUAUGCUCGCUGCCCCCUGCUGGCAGAAAUGGUGCAUGAAAGUGGGAUUGGUGUGAAGGAGGAGGACAUGCCCGGAGCUCAGAGGGUGUUACUGAGCGACGUGCCGGGCCAGGCAGUGUUCGCUUUGCUGCAGUUUCUCUACACCGCCCACUGCUCCAUCCCAACAUCUCUGCAGCCUCACAUGCUAGAGCUGGCGUCCAGGUUUGACUUGCAGGAAUUGGAGCAGCUUUGYCAUCUCCAGCAAGAGACGGCAAAAGAUGUGGGAAGCAAGGACCUUGACGUGAACCAGGAGGAAAACGACUACAACCAAACAGACCAGACAUUCAUGGAGCUGCUUCAGUCGAUGUGGAAUGGAGAGGAUGACGAUGCAACAGACUCAGACGGAGGUGAAGUAGGCGGCAGACAGAUGGAGGAGGACCAAAGACCUGAUGAGGCCACCUCAGGUGACAGAGAUCUUUGUGAGGAACAAGUGAAUGAAGAAGAGCUGGAGGAAAUCUAUGAGUUUGCUGCCACUCAGAAGAAGAAAAAGGAGCAAGACAGUGAGGAGGAAGAGGAGGAUGAGAGGAUGGAUGUGGAACAAAGUGGAGGCGCAGAGUUUACCACACUGACUGAACCUAAAGAAGGUGACAAACCAGAUCCUGACUUGGACCGCAACUACAGAUGUCUGUUUUCAGAGUCAUGGGAAGGAGAUAAUUCCUCCUUAACCUCAAAACAUGGCACGCCUAAAACACGCCCUCCUCAGUCCAAACACCAGUCUCCCCAGAAACCAUCAUCCAAACCAUCUAACAGGACUUUACUUCAAUCUUCAGAAAGUUUAUUAGACGACCUUUCAGUCCGCCCUCCACACGUUCCGUCCAACCUGCCUGUCCCAGGACUGUCUCCUGGUCAAGGAAGGGAUCAGGAGGGUGGUAAAGCUAAAAGGAAAUAUUCUGUUAAAUCCAGAGUUCCUGCAAAGCAACAAGUUCCUCAGAAUAUUUCCAUCUCUCCUCCUGAUUUGUCAAAGCAACAGGAGCCUGAGCUCAUAGUUCUGUCUGACUCAAGUGAGGAGAUGGAGAUUAAUGCUGCUGUUCUCAAAYCCUGCAGGCUUUUGGUUAAUUCUUCCUCCACCCAGAACCUGCAGAUCUACACGGAGAUCAAAUCCAGGCAGGACCCAACACCCAGCCAGAAUAAAGAGCCCRGUAAUUUGGAGUCAGAUCCCAACGAUCCCCUGGACUGUUCUCCUGAGGUUUCCUGGCUGAUCCCCUCCACUCCUCUUCAGUCUGACAGAAACACGAGGUCCAGCUCCGCUCAGACCAAAAGCAGCAUGUGCAGAACACAACUUUUCCCUAAAGCUGAACCUUCACCACCCUCAUCUUCGCUUUUCUCCUCUCCAGCUUUAACUUGUAAUAAYGAGCUGCACACCUUCAGCAAACCAUCUAACGUUUCGGCAUGUGCAACCAGGAAAGCAAACACAUCACCUGUCAGUAGCUCAGGUCUAAAAGCAUCUCACAAGAACAGUUGUGAUGUGAAGAAUAGAAACGUUUUUGYAGUUAAUUCAUCACCGCUGCCAAGCCUGACAGCUUUCUCCAAGCAAGAUGCUCCUCCUCAGCUGCAGCACCAACCGUACAGCAGCACUCCUUCACAUCUCCACCAGCAGCCCCCCGUCCUUCAUCCUGCCUCCCCCCUCCACACUGACACCCACAAACAGGAUUCAAGUCAACAAAGAGAGAGMGCGCCUUCAGAUAACAUGGAGCAGACAGAAUUAGGGAGCCUUCAUCUUUCCCCUUCAGAUCCACCCUCUUCUUCCUCUCACAAUGGGGGUCUGCAGUCCAAGAGGCAGAGGAAGUCUUCUAGCCGGAGUUAUCGUUCUGUUGAGUCCAGCAGUGAGGAGAGCACACAGGAUGAUCUCAAGAUCAAGGACUGCCUUAAUGAAGAGGCAAKCAGUUUUCAGCAGAGCUUCAUGGACGAGCCUCCCAUAGCUUUCAAUGACUCGUGGGUUCUCGAUGCCUACACAGAGACCAAUGCAGAGACCAGUCCAGGCUGCUUCAGUCUGAGGCUUGAAGACRGUGGAGGAUCAAACCUGCAGAAGAGCCGCUCGGGGCAACAAGAAACAACCAGGUCCUCCUCGUCCAUCUCCAGCCCAACGUCUACUGACAGGGUUCAGACCAACCGAGGAGGUUCAACUGCCUCUCCUCCACCUCAGUGCCACAUCUCACAACUAUCCAAAAACCUGCACCUCUCACCACCGGAACCCAACACACGGACCACCACAGAGGGUGACACUGGAGUCCUGGACUCCAAAAUAUGGGAUACCUGGGUAGAAGAUGAAGAAGACGGGAGCCUUCCUCUCGCUCAGAGGGUAUCUGCUCAGCUCAAAACCCCAG
Messenger RNA from Austrofundulus limnaeus, 4392 nucleotides. RefSeq names its product structure-specific endonuclease subunit SLX4. Gene Ontology annotation, biological process: resolution of meiotic recombination intermediates; DNA repair; DNA replication. Lineage: Eukaryota; Metazoa; Chordata; Actinopteri; Cyprinodontiformes; Rivulidae. Gene Ontology annotation, molecular function: protein binding. Gene Ontology annotation, cellular component: nucleus; Slx1-Slx4 complex. The record is from RefSeq and is a predicted model, not a curated record.